Molecule: messenger RNA, 663 nt
Organism: Penicillium paradoxum
Lineage: Eukaryota; Fungi; Ascomycota; Eurotiomycetes; Eurotiales; Aspergillaceae
Product: GNAT family N-acetyltransferase
Exons: 3
Coding region: 1-663 (220 amino acids)
Molecular function (GO): acyltransferase activity, transferring groups other than amino-acyl groups
Source: RefSeq, a predicted model, not a curated record
AUGCCUGCCAUGCUGGAAGACCCCUCAACCCGCAAUCCCCCACCGAAGGCACACAUCGUCGCAGCGCCGACAGUGUCGGCCAGGAAAACAACCCUGCCCAAGUCCUCCUCCGCACCAAUGACACUGUACCCUAUCACAGGUGGGCCGCAAACUGUCCCAAAAGACCUGAUCAAGUUCCUGCACGAGGAAUUCAGUGCGGAGAUCGUCCGCGGCGCAACGUAUCCCAUGGAGCAGCCGAUGGCACUGGAUCAAUUCGCUGAUUACUGGUUCGGGACGUUUGCGGUCCUGGCGAUCUUGGACGACGAGGGAGAGGGCCUUCGCGAGGGAAGGGAUUGGGAAAAUGUUUGUCUGGGGACUUUCUAUAUCAAGCCUAACUAUCCUGGUCGCUGCUCGCAUAUCUGCAAUGCAGGCUUCCUCACCACCACCACUGCACGCGGCAAGGGUGUUGGAUAUGCCAUGGGAGAGUCCUAUCUGGAAUUUGCCCCCCAAUUGGGAUACACAUACUCAGUUUUCAACUUGGUCUUCGCUAAUAACCCGGCCUCCAUUCGUAUCUGGGAGAAGCUAGGAUUCAGCGUUAUCGGACGAGUACCCAAAGCUGCGCGGUUGGCGAACAGCGAGGACUUGGUCGAUGCAUUGAUCUUCGGUCGUGAAUUGGGAAACUGA